AUGCAUUGUGGAAUUCGGAGUUCUGAACUUCGUCUACAAGAGAAAUUCAGAGAUGCCGUGCAAGGGAUUGAAGACCAGGGCGACAGCGAUGAUCAGGCUUCUUCCGAAAAGCUCGGACAGGAGUCUCAACAAGCACUUUUCGAUAUACAGCACAAAUACAGUCCUCCUCAGGAGCGUGCUGACGAUUGCGGUGAGCCAGUGAGGCGAACUUGUCCGGUGGUGGUUAGCGAAUAUCCAUUGAGAGCGGUGCACACAUGA
Messenger RNA from Haemonchus placei, 258 nucleotides. The record is from the annotation of a GenBank genome assembly. Lineage: Eukaryota; Metazoa; Nematoda; Chromadorea; Rhabditida; Trichostrongylidae.